UCACUUGUUUCCUAUUAUUGUCAAGGGGGAGCGGGAAAACGAGAGAAAAUGGAGAUGAGAGAAAGAGAGAACAAGAAAGCCUGAAUUCGAGAUCAAGGUCGUUGUCACAGAGGUAGUUCGAACGCGCGUCUCCUUUGUAUGUACGUACGUAUGCACGUAUACGUGCCUCUCGAUGCAGGUAUGCGUCUAUGAGCGUGUAUACACGGAAACUUUGCUUUUUCGGAGAAUACUAUACACGUAAUCGGUCGGUGCCAAAGCGGUGGUGUGCGCUGUGACGUAGGGGAUCAAUUUUACCGACCGAGCAGCCACGAGCGCGUAUAGAGGCGCGAGAGUUCGUGAAAGUGAUUAGAAGAAGACAGAGAGCGGCCUUGUAACGCGGUCAGGAUCGAAGUGCGAAGAUGUAGAGCCGUGGUUUCGUGUGCGUCACGGCGAUAGAGCACGAAAAGAGGAGGAAGGAUGGGCGGCGAAUGGGACUGAGAGACGCGGAUAUAUUAUGGGCUGAAGAGCAAGAAGGUCAGGAUGCUGAGCAGCUUGGCAAACUACUUACUCGGAGGUAAUAUCUCCGGCGCGCAAGAUUCACGGGAAAGGUCCAAUAACGAAAGCCCGGAGUCCCUUCCAGUAAUAGCGAGGCUCAGUCAGGUGGAGGUUGAGGGCGAAGACUGGAUCCUCAUUGACCGUGCUGUUGAGGGCGCGACGGCGCUGGAGGAGUCGUGGUAUGUAACGCCACCCGCAUGUUUCACACGGGCGGGCCCCGUGAACGUAGAAACAUCACCGCUAGAGGACCUGCUGAUAGAGCAUCCCAGUAUGUCCGUGUACCGAGCCACAGCGUCUCCGGUCGCCCCCGAAACCCCACCGCCCACGCCUGACGCGUCGGAGGACGUCGUCGUCGGGGAGGACGACGUUCUGCCCGACCUGGUCUCCAGCGCCCCGGACACCGCGGCAACCGUCGCUCCGCCGGAACGUAGCCCGAGGAGAAGCGAGGACGAGCGGCAAGCAACCCGCAGAAGACCGGCCAUCCACGAUGGGAGACCUGCCGUCGAUCGCGCCCGAACCGAGAAGAGGAUAGCCCAGCUUCGCUCGGCCUCGCAGAAAGUUUUCGAGAAGAGGUCUACCCAAGCGUUGAAGAGAGGCCGUCUGGAGAGGAGUAACAAACUGAGGGAGGUGUUCAGUGUAAAAGGCAAGCGGCCACGCCGCCAGGACCGCUUGCGUAUCCAGAACAGUGGCGCAAACAACAACCGGAAAUGCUAGUCAUUCGAUCUCAGGCCAAGGUGUACUCAAAUACUUUCUUCCCGGAGAGAAAAAAAAACGCGAUUUCUGGCGUUUUAAAAUUCAGCUCAGGCGAUUGAGAUUUAAGUGUUCAUCGAGCGUUACUUUCAGCCUACAUUCAGCAUAUAUAUAUAUAUAUAUGUAUCAAUUAUUAUGCCUAAUGUAUAAAACUGAAUAAUGAUAAACGUGAAAAGGCGAAUUGGAUAGCGAGAGGAAAGGUCAAGUCGAUAAAAAAGAAUGGACAAAGCGUGCAAAUAUUAAUUCGAAAAACGAAAGAAAGAGAAUAGAAAAAUAAUGGCGUCAUGGCGUCCUUCCUUAUCGUGUUUUAUACAUUUGCUCCUAUAUUUGCCUCUUCGAAAUUAUUGCCUCUCGAGGAUUGUUUUUCUCGAGAUAUUAUUACGAAGAAAGCGAACGAUAGAGUGAAACGAGAAUAAGGAAAAGAAAAACAAUUGUUUCUUCGACAAACUUGAUACUACGAGCUUGAUGCCUUCUGCUAAUCGAGAAGAAACGUCGUCUGAGGAAAGAAAGGAAAAAAAAAAAUAAAAUAAAAUAUACGAUACAAAAAAGGGAAGAAAGUAUUUGAAACGUAGCCGAUUGGUCCACGGUGAGAGAGAGUCUCGUUGUAGAAUAUCUCGUGUAUAAUGACGCGUGUAUGAUACUCGGUUGGAUCGUGUGUAUACUUUUUAGCCUCUAUUUAGUUAUGGGCAAAUGUGUUUUUACUCGUAUGUUUAACGUUUAGUUUCUAUUUAAGUUGUUUACAACCUGUCACUCAUGCGCCUAUGUAUAGCAGACAGGAUUUAUUAACGUAUAAUUUUUAGCGUAAUAACCCACCCUGAUUACCCCCUCUUCCCUCCGUUUCUUUCUUCCCUUCUUCGAAAGUCGCGGCAAGCGAGCCGCCAUUUUUGUUUCUUUCCACGGACCGGUCCACGUUCAAUUUGCGGCGGCAGUCGGUUUCGAAUGCUGAUUGAAAUGCCAGAAACACACAUUUUUUCGGGACCACGCUUUCUUUUUUUUUUUUUUUUUUUUUUUUUUAGGUUACGAUUAGUUCAUUAGCUGGACACUUUCAACCGUAGACUCGACCCGUUUAGAAAAUAAAAAAGAAAGAAAAAGGAAAAAAAAAAACGAUAAAAUUACACAACGGACGACGAGAUGGACGAACCACUAGCGUUAAUAGGUCACGUGCGAGCUCUCUGAGACAGCUCUGAAGACAGCUGAUAGUCGUAGAAAACGCCGGUUGGCGGCGUUACUGUACCGUUCUCGUCUCUCAUGGUGUCCUUCCGUCUGAAUAUCGCCACGAACCGUUAAGCAAUAAAAAGAAGAAAAAUCGCUAUCAAUCGGACACUGUAUUUAUUCAGCGGCACACAUGGUAUAUGGUACUGUCAACUGAAUAAUAUCGAUUGAAAAAAAACUUAUUAAACGUAACGUUUUAGAUGACGAAAAAAAAUAAAAAGACGUGUCUUGUGAAUGAACGAAGCGAUUGAAAGCGAAAAACAAACGGACAACAGAGUUCUUCUCUCUCGAGUUCUCCUCGAUUCGUUUUCACACGAAAAUCGUUAUAAAUCUAAUAUAAGAUAGAAGAAGACGAACGAAUCGAUCGAAGAGAAAGAGAGAUAGAGGCAGAGCUGCAACUAAGAUUCCAGCUGCAGAAUCAAUUUCCAAUAUAUAUAUACACAAUAUAUAUAUAUAUAUAUACAUAGAGCUGAUGCGCGUUAUAGCGCAUUUCAACAAGUAUUCGCUUCUCGUGGAUGAAUGAAAAAACAAAACAAAAAAAAAAAAGGAAAAAAAAAACCAAAAAAAAAAAAGAAAAGAAAAAAAAAAGGAAGAAAACAUAGUGCAAGCUGCCCUGGCCAAAUCGAGGCGGGGGGAAUUUUUUUCAUUCACACACUCGAUUGGUCGUCCACUCGAGCCUCAAUUGUUGAAGAUACUUGUACCUGGAUGACUGAUAACAUAGAAAGAAAUUUUUAAUCGAACAGUUUUUCUUCGAACUCCUCAGACUGCUCAGGGUAGACUGUUGACCUAGAAAAAAAAGAAAAAAAAGAAAAAAAAAAAAAAGAAGAAAAAAAAGAAAGAAAGGGAGAAAGAAUCAAUCGAUCGAUUAUAUAAUCCAAUUUCCAUCAGUUUUUAAGCACGGAGAAGCAGAUUUAAUUACAAUGGACGGGAUGAAACAGUCUGCAUUAUUCGAUGGUCGGCUUAUAUCGUUAUCAUCACGUUGACGAGAUUGAACCAGAGUUCACGUACAAGUGUCCUUAAGGCCGGACAGGUGGAGCAGGUCGGGAGUGAAGAGAUUUCGGGUGUCGGCCGAAUUGGACGACUUAUAAAUAGAAAAAUUUAUCAGGGCCGCGUGUUUGUGGACGAAGCGUGUUCGUGUUCAGGUAUUGGAAAAUUGUGCAAUACCUGUUUCCCUUAUCGUGAUAAUUAAUUAAUAAAACCCUUAACCUCCCUCAGAUGAUUUCUUCUAUGAAGAAACCAUCCACCACCAGGCGACACCCGGUCGUUCAAAACUCAGCCAGCAAUCAUCGUUUUGGAUGAAGAUGAUAAUAAAUUCAGAAAUCGUUGCUAGCCAACUCUCUAGGCAAGGACGCUUACCCUCCACUGCCUGGAAAUAGUUUCUCUCUCUCUCCUGAGAGCUGCUCCACCAGCAGCUGGUCCCUGAAGCUGGAUAUCGUCCAAGACAAAACUAGUAGCAAUAGAAUAACCUCGUCCAAUCAAACUAUUGGAUGAUAGUUGACAGACAGCUGUGAUUCAAACUGAAUUCGACUUCGGACGACCCUCUCCUCUCCGCAAGGAGAAUAGCUAACUAAAUCAAUGUUUCAAGCAGGAAACUUUUCUCCUCUGUGGUCCUAAAUUCGGGGAAUUUUUCUAUUUAAAGAAAAGAAGAGAAGAAGAGAAGAUGGAGAUAUUCAGAGAGAGAAAAAAAAAGUUAAAAAA
This is a messenger RNA of Apis mellifera (honey bee), 4194 nucleotides long. RefSeq names its product tumor protein p53-inducible nuclear protein 2 (gene TP53INP). The record is from RefSeq and is a predicted model, not a curated record. The transcript has 4 exons. Gene Ontology annotation, cellular component: nucleus; autophagosome. Lineage: Eukaryota; Metazoa; Arthropoda; Insecta; Hymenoptera; Apidae. Gene Ontology annotation, biological process: autophagosome assembly; positive regulation of DNA-templated transcription. The coding region runs from base 520 to 1248 and encodes 242 amino acids.